Molecule: messenger RNA, 2611 nt
Organism: Nematocida parisii ERTm1
Lineage: Eukaryota; Fungi; Microsporidia
Product: DNA helicase
Exons: 1
Coding region: 1-2583 (860 amino acids)
Biological process (GO): DNA repair
Cellular component (GO): Ino80 complex
Molecular function (GO): histone binding; ATP binding; ATP-dependent chromatin remodeler activity
Source: RefSeq, a predicted model, not a curated record
AUGGCAGCACAAGAGCAGGAUAUAACAGACAGCAUACUACAAUACCAGAUAGAUCUAGCAAGGGAGUUAAGAAUUUAUAAAAUGUGCUGGAUUGAAAGAAAGCUGAAAAGGGGUUUUGAUAUAUCUCGCACCACCUUUAGGACACUUGGUCUUAAUCCAAAUGUACUUCCUCUGCCGUGCAUGGACAAUUACAUUAUAUACUCUAAUACAGAGAAGGAGAUAGAGGCACUUAAAGCAGAGAACUCUACAAAGAAUCAAGUAUCAAUCGAGGAAGAAACAAGAAAGAUAUACGAGGAGAUAUGCAAGCGGUUUAUUCCUAAAGUGUUUAAGAUACAAGUGCAGAACAUUGCAGCAAAGCAAGCGCAGCACAAAAAAAUAAGCACGGUAUGCCAGAGAGAAUUAAAGAGGGCUCUGACAAAAACAGCAAAGACAAAUCCAAUUUUGAAAGGAAAGAGGAUUACAAAGGAGCUGCAGACGUUCUUCAAGAGAGCAGAGAGGACAAGCCGGGACAAAAAGAAGAAAGAGGAGAAGGAGGAUUAUGAAAGAAGGAAGAAAGAGGAAGAGAAAAAAGAAGAGCAGCGGCAGGAAAAGAAGCUCAACUUUUUAAUUACGCAGACAGAGCUGUUCUCACACUUUAUUCUGGGGAAGAAAAAGCAGAAUGAGGAGAUUGAUGAAGAGUCAAAGAUAGCAUUUGAAGCAGCAGAAAAGCACAGGCAGGCUGUGAAGGAGUUUGACCACCAUCCAGGGCAGCGAAAGGACGAAAAGGCUCUUCCGGUGUACAACAACUCUACGCUUCCUAUUAGCGAGAGUGUGAAAGUGCCUGGAAUGCUUCAGUGUACACUGAAAGACUAUCAGAAAAGAGGGCUUGAGUGGCUAGUUAGUUUGUAUGAUCAAGGUAUAAAUGGCAUGCUAGCAGAUGAAAUGGGUCUGGGAAAAACUGUGCAGGCAAUAUCUUUUUUGGCGCAUCUGGCAGAGAACGAGAACAUAUGGGGGCCUUUUUUGAUAAUUACGCCAGCCUCAACUCUACACAACUGGGAGCAGGAAUUCAACAAGUUUGUGCCGUCUUUUAAAGUGAUCUCUUACUGGGGAGCAGUUGCCGAGAGAAAGCAGCAUAGAAAGACUUGGCAGCAAAGAAAGCUGCAAAAAAAGGACUCACCCUUUCAUGUGGUUAUUACAUCGUAUCAGCUAGCAGUUAGUGACGAAAAGUACUUCAACAAAAUAAAGUGGCAGUAUAUGGUGCUUGAUGAAGCGCAGGCUAUUAAGAGCAGCGCAAGUACUAGAUGGAAGACUCUUCUAUCAUUUAAAACCAGAAAUAGGCUGCUUCUUACCGGAACGCCUAUACAAAAUACUCUUCAGGAGCUCUGGGCGCUUUUGCACUUUAUUAUGCCUACGCUGUUUGACUCCCAUGGCGAAUUCUCUGAGUGGUUUAAAAUAGAGGAUGGGGAUAGUGUGAAUGAGGCGGCAAGGCUCAGGAUGGUUUUGCAGCCAUUCAUGCUAAGAAGAGAGAAGAAGGACGUUGCAGAUGAGCUAGGGCAGAAGAUCGAGAAAACCAUUAUAUGUGAGCUAACCCCCAAGCAGAGAAAGCUUUAUGAUGGAAUUAGUGCGCGCGCACCAAUGGCAUCAUUUUUGGACAAGGCGCUGCCAGAUGAUUUAGAAGGUGUAGAGGGGCUGAUGAAUCUAGUAAUGCAAUUCCGAAAAGUAUGCAACCAUCCAGACUUAUUUGAAAAGAGAGAGAUAUCUUCAGGAUGGAGUCAACCAGUAACAAAGGUGUACAUUCCAGAACUCCUUUCAAACAUAGCAUUUAAUAAGAAAAGAAAGCUGCCCAGCUCAGUUAUGCUUGACAAUGAAAGCGACAUUGCAAAGUAUAAAUACUGUGCGCUGUUUAACUGCAUAGAUUCAGAAAAUGUCCCGAAAAAAAUAAAAUUAGAGACAGAUGAAACAAUGCUAACGAACAAAUUCAAGCUUUUCCAGGAAAUAGUCAUUCCAAGAUGUCUGCCCCCAAAGAAAGAAGUAUUUUCAACUGCGUAUAUCCCGACUGAAACAAUUCCAAGUGAAAUUCAAGAGUGUAUUAGGCCACCUCCAGUACACAUACCAUCAAUGGAGAGGUUUGUAAGCGAUAGUGGAAAAUUGGUUAUACUUGAUGCACUGCUGCCUAAGCUUAAAAAGGAGGGCCACAGAGUUUUAAUGUACUUCCAAAUGACACGAAUGAUAGACUUAAUUGAAGAGUAUCUAACAGUAAGAAACUACUCGUAUCUUAGGCUAGAUGGAAGCAGCAGAAUAUCAAACAGAAAGGAGCUGGUGAAAGACUGGCAGUCCAAUGAUGAGCGGUUCAUUUUCCUUCUAAGCACAAGAGCAGGUGGCCUAGGAAUUAAUUUGACUGCUGCGGAUACAGUGAUAUUCUAUGAUAGUGAUUGGAAUCCAACUGCAGAUCAGCAGGCCAUGGAUAGAGCGCACAGGCUAGGGCAGACUAAGCAAGUGACUGUAUACAGACUAAUAACAGCAGGAACAAUUGAAGAAAGAAUUAUGGAAAGAGCAGGAGUAAAGGGGGAGAUCCAGAGAAUGGUGAUAGAAACAAAGGACUAGCGAUAGCCCAAAUGAAGAAAUAAUAAGA